Balaenoptera ricei (Rice's whale) is the source of this 942-nucleotide messenger RNA. RefSeq names its product POU domain, class 5, transcription factor 1-like. Gene Ontology annotation, molecular function: DNA-binding transcription factor activity, RNA polymerase II-specific; RNA polymerase II cis-regulatory region sequence-specific DNA binding. Gene Ontology annotation, biological process: regulation of transcription by RNA polymerase II. NCBI's taxonomy places the organism in Eukaryota, Metazoa, Chordata, Mammalia, Artiodactyla, Balaenopteridae. The record is from RefSeq and is a predicted model, not a curated record.
AUGACGCUUCGCUUGCCCACCAGUCACCUCUUGCUGUGCGGCCCGGUUCCUAACAGGCCACGGACUGCCACCAGUCUGCCACCCCCGGGGGUUGGGGACCCCUGCUCUAAUGGAUACCAGCUAUCACCAGUCAGUCCAAUGGUGAUUAUAAACCUGUGUUCUUCAGGUGCAAUUGACAGUAUGCCAAUUAUAGUGACUCGGCCGAACCCCGAGGAGUCCCAGGACAUCAAAGCUCUUCAGAAAGACCUCGAACAGUUUGCCAAGCUCCUAAAGCAGAAGAGGAUCCCCCUGGGAUAUACCCGGGCCGAUGUGGGGCUCAUCCUGGGGGUUCUCUUUGGGAAGGUGUUCAGCCAAGCAACCAUCUGCCGUUUAGAGGCUUUGCAGCUCAGUUUCGAGAACAUGUGUAAGCUGCGGCCCCUGCUGCAGAAGUGUGUGGAGGAAGCUGAAAACAGCGAGAAUCUGCAGGAGAUACGCAAGGCAGAGACCGUCAUGCAGGCCCGGAAGAGAAAGCAGACGAGUAUUGAGAACCGAGCGAGAGGCGACCUGGAGAGCAUGUUCCUGCAGUGCCCAAAGCCCAUCCUGCAGCAGGUCAGCCACAAGGCUCCGCAGCUCGGGCUUGAGAAGGAUGUGGUCCGAGUGUGGUUCUGCAACCGUCGCCAGAAGGGCAAACGAUCAAGCAGUGACUCUUCGCAGCGAGAGGAUUUUGAGGCUGCUGGGUCUCCUUUCUCAGGGGGACCAGUAUCCUUUCCUCUGGCUCCAGGGCCCCAUUUUGGUACCCCAGGCUAUGGGGGUCCUCAUUUCACUACACUGUACUCCUCAGUCCCAUUUCCUGAGGCUGAGGCCUUUCCCUCGGUGUCUGUCACCACUCUGGGCUCCCCGAUGCAUUCCAACGGAGGUGUCUGCCCUUCCCAGGAAUGGGGAGAGAGGAAGGGGGACAGCUAG